AUGUGGGACUUUGUGCAAGUCACUGUGGUGGUGACACGUGUCCUGGAGAUUAGGUUCGGCAGUUUGAGAGCUUCGGCAGUCGGGGGCUUCGGCAGGUGUCUGGCACCUUGGAAGAGUGUCUUCCUUCGGCGGGGAAGACGUGGCUGCCUUGGUGCUAGUUGUUUUAAGGCUAGAUAUGCUCGGUUGAUUAUGGUGUAA
This is a messenger RNA of Prunus armeniaca (apricot), 198 nucleotides long. NCBI's taxonomy places the organism in Eukaryota, Viridiplantae, Streptophyta, Magnoliopsida, Rosales, Rosaceae. The record is from the annotation of a GenBank genome assembly.